Molecule: messenger RNA, 242 nt
Organism: Hymenoscyphus albidus
Lineage: Eukaryota; Fungi; Ascomycota; Leotiomycetes; Helotiales; Helotiaceae
Source: the annotation of a GenBank genome assembly
AUGGUGGUGGUGGUUGUUCUCGUUGCGGCACCGAGGAGGGUUGUUGUCUGUGACGAGACUAGGUAAGUUACUUCACCCUUCUGCAGAGCAAGCAUACUAAUAGUUGCCAUAGUAUAUGCAUCAACGAUCGCAAAAACCCUCACACUCCGUUAUUCGAGGCAUCGAUUCAUGGCACUUUCGAAAAUACUCUCCGAGUCGCCGCAAGUGGGGAUCAGAUGGCAUAUCUUCGAACUAAGAAAUGA